AUGCACGUCCAAUCGAAAAAACUCAUAAUCAAGUGGAUUCCCGGCGGACAGAGGGUUUCCAAGUUCAUCGGACGUAAAGUAGAGAAUUCAUUGAGACCCUAUGACGCUCGUAUAAUUAGAGGUUUGGAGUUGGAGCUUAAAAAGAUUGGAAAAGUGGAGAACUCAGCAACCAUGACCUAA
Molecule: messenger RNA, 180 nt
Organism: Dovyalis caffra
Lineage: Eukaryota; Viridiplantae; Streptophyta; Magnoliopsida; Malpighiales; Salicaceae
Source: the annotation of a GenBank genome assembly